CUGGGCAGUAACGCUCAAUGAAUGCGCCAAAUCCUGCAUUAUUUCUGCUGGGCCAGAUGCUACUUUCCCGGCCAACGCUUAUCGAGCCGGCGUUAUCUUGCUUGAGCGGUGUGACCUCUUCCCCUGGUUUCUGGCACCCUCUCUGGCUUUGCGUCGUUUGCCCAGCGCUUUUUUGCGUUGUCCUCUGGGACGUAGUAGCCGGCCCAACA
This is a messenger RNA of Linderina pennispora, 209 nucleotides long. RefSeq lists its product as uncharacterized. Lineage: Eukaryota; Fungi; Kickxellomycota; Kickxellomycetes; Kickxellales; Kickxellaceae. The record is from RefSeq and is a predicted model, not a curated record. The transcript has a single exon. The annotation marks the transcript as partial.